Messenger RNA from Quercus lobata, 6167 nucleotides. Its product is annotated as TMV resistance protein N-like. Gene Ontology annotation, biological process: signal transduction; defense response. Gene Ontology annotation, molecular function: ADP binding. Lineage: Eukaryota; Viridiplantae; Streptophyta; Magnoliopsida; Fagales; Fagaceae. The record is from RefSeq and is a predicted model, not a curated record. The transcript has 11 exons. Bases 283 to 3876 code for a protein of 1197 amino acids.
UCCGGCACGGUCAGAACAAGACGAAAAAGCCAGACUUUAUGGUGUGAAAAUGGCCAACUUGAUAGACAAAACAAAAGCAAGUGGGAAAUUUCAUAGCUGGUCACCUGGAAAUUUACUCGUUUUGACUACUUUUUCAGCAAAGCAGGGAAACGAUUGCAUAUAUCACCAACCAAGGCCUUGCUAGAGAAACUUAGAGUCUCUUAUAGUUGCUCCCAUUCUCUAAGUCUACAACAGUCUCUGCUACAUAUCGCUUAACAAGCUAGUAAGUUACCAAUUGCUUCCAUGGCCACUCUAGCAACUUCCUCCUCCCCCCUUUCAACUCCUUCAUCAUCUUCUUCUUCUUCUUGCCCUCGAUGGAAAUACAAUGUGUUUCUCAGUUUUUGCGGUAUUGACACUCGCAAGAAUUUCACAGACCAUGUUUAUACUGUUUUAAAACAAAAGGGUAUUACCACCUUCAGGGAUGAUGAAAAACUUGAGCGAGGAAAGUAUAUUUCUGAAGAGCUCUUGAAAGCAAUAGAAGAGUCCAAGUAUGCUAUUAUCGUUCUCUCAACAAACUAUACUUCUUCAAAGUGGUGUCUAAAAGAACUAGCAAAAAUUGUUGAAUGCAUGGAGAAGACCAAAUUGACAGUUUUGCCUGUCUUUUAUCAUGUGAACCCCUCGGAUGUAAGAAACCAGAUGAGUGACAAUCUUGCUAAAGCCUUUGCUGAACAUGCGGAAGAGACCAAAGUUAACACAGAAGAUGUGCAAGCAUGGAAAGCUGCUUUGAAAAUUGUGGGUGGUAUAGCCGGAUGGCAUGUGCAUGAUAGUUUUGAAUCAAAAGUUAUCCAAGAAAUCAUUGGAAAGAUAUGCACUGAUCAUGAGUUGUAUCAUAAAUUCUCAAGUGUUUGUGAGGACCCUGUUGGAAUGGACUCACGUGUGGAGGAAAUGUUGGGUUCAUACUUAGGUGAAGGGUUGGGUGAUGUUUGCUUUGUUGGGAUAUGCGGGAUGGGUGGAAUGGGCAAAACAACUCUUGCAGAAGAAAUUUAUAGAAGAAUUUCAAGUAACUUUGAAGUUAGCAACUUUAUUGCUAAUGUUAGAGAAAAAACUAAAAAUAAAGGUCUAGUUUCUUUACAAAAACAACUUCUUUCUAAGAUCCUCAUGAAAAGUGAAAUAGAAAAAAUAUGUAAUGUUUGUGAUGGAAUCAGUCUUAUAAGGAAAACACUAUAUAAUAAAAAGAUUUUUAUUGUUCUUGAUGAUGUGGAUGGAGAAGAACAAUUAGGGGCAUUAGCACAAAAAGAUAAUUGCUUUGGUCCUGGGAGUAGAAUCAUUGUAACAAGCAGAGAUAGUCAUUUAUUGAAAAGAUGUGGUGUGAAAUAUAUAUAUACAGCCAAGAGGUUGAGUGACAAUGAUGCUUUGAAGCUUUUUAGUUGGAAAGCUUUCCAUAAACCUCAUCCUGAAGAAAAUUUUGUAAAUUUGUCUAUGGACUUUGUGAAUUAUGCUGAAGGCCUUCCUUUAGCUCUUAAAGUUUUAGGUUCUUUGUUGUUUGAUAAAACAAUAGAUGCAUGGAAUGGUGCCCUAAAUAAUCUAAAAGCAGAAUUUGGUGACAAAAUUAUGCCUAUACUUCAAAUAAGUUUUGAUGGGCUUACAAAUACACAGAAAGGAUUGUUUUUAGAUAUUGCAUGUUUUUUCAAAGGAGAGAACAAAGAUUGCAUAAGAGAUGUACUACAAAGUUUUGGUUAUUGUCCGGAAUACAAUAUUGAUGUUCUUAAGGACAAAUCUCUCAUAACCAUUAGUUACGACGGAAUUUUGUGGAUGCAUGAUUUGCUACAAGAUAUGGGUCAAGAAAUUGUUCAUCGCAAAUCCCGAGAGCCUGGUGGACGUAGUAGGUUGUGGAUUCUUGAGGAUGUCAUUCAUGUAUUGAAGAAUAAUACUGGAACCGAGGCAGUUGAAGGCAUAAUGCUAAAAGUUCCUAUUCAAAAAAUGGAACACUUGCAUGCUGAAGCCUUCUCAAAGAUGAAAAAUUUGAGAUUGCUCAAAAUUGGUAAUGAGAAAUUUCCACAAGACUUCAUAAAUGGUACUAAGCAACUUCCAAGAAGUCUUAAUUAUCUUUCUAACAAGUUACGCAUUAUGGAAUGGCAUGGAUAUCCCUUUAAAUCCAUGCCAACUAGUUUUGAACCAAACAAACUUGUUGAACUCAAAAUGUGUUGCAGCAGCAUCAAACACCUAUGGAAAGGAGUUAUGAAUUUAGACGAGUUAAAACUCAUUGACCUAAGUGACUCCCAAAACUUGAUUGAGAUGCCAAACCUUAGUGGAGCUCCAAAGCUUAAGCACUUGAUUCUUCAACGUUGUAUAAAACUAUCUAAAAUUCAUGCAUCUCUUGGAAAUCACAAACAACUUAUUCGAUUGGAUUUGAAUGGUUGCAAAUGUCUCGAAAGCCUUCCUCACAAGAUCAACUCAAAAGUACUUGAAAUUUUCAAUCUUGGUGGUUGUUCAAGACUAAAGAAGUUUCCAGAAUUUGUUGGAAAUAUGUCACAUUUAUCAGAACUUUGUUUCAGUGGGACUGCCAUAAAACAUCUACCAUUAUCAGCCGAACAUUUAACUAGCCUUACUAAAUUAGAUCUAAGAGAUUGCAAAAACCUUUCAAGUCUUCCAAAUGAUUGUUGUUAUUUGAUGUCUCUAAAAAUUCUCACUUUGUCUGGUUGCUCAAAACUUAAUGAACUGCCAGAGAAUUUGGGGAAUAUCAAAAGUCUUGAGGAGCUAGAUGUGAGUGAAACUGCUAUAACAGAAUUACCCUCUUCGUUGGUUCUCUUAAAAAAUCUCAAAGUACUAUCUCUUCGUGGAUGUGAAGGCUUAACAUCUAUAUCAUCAAAUAAACUCAUCAGUUUUCCUUUAAUGCGAAAAAGAAGAGUAGACCCCACGGGCAUGUUAGGGCGUUCUCUUUCUAAUUUAUGGUCUUUGACCAAAUUGAAUCUAAGUUAUUGCAAUCUUCAAGCAAUCCCUGAUGGUCUUGGUUGUUUGUCCUCUUUAACAAAUUUAGAUCUUAGGGGAAAUUAUUUUGUUUACCUUCCUGAGAGUACCACUCAACUAUCUAAUAUGAAGAUUCUUCAACUGUGUGGUUGCACACAUCUUCGAUCUUUGCCAGAGCUUCCAUUAAAUAUUAGGUUUCUUGAUGCAGAUGGUUGUACGUCAUUGGAAAUAUUACCAUUAAAACCUGAAGAUGGUCCUUAUCCGACACUCUAUCUUCUCAAUUGUGUUAAAUUGGUUAAUGAUGAAGACUACGGUGACAUGUUAUUAACAACGCUAAGACAUCACAUUCAAUUUAAGGGAGAUGGAGACAAUUAUGGUAUUAUGAUUCCUGGAAGAGAAAUUUCGAAAUGGUUUAGCCAUCAAAGUGUGGGGACUUCAGUGAGUUUGCAAGUGCCUUCAGAUAAAUUGAAAGGAGUUGCUGUGUGUGCACUUUUUGUACUCCGCCAACAUCAUCCACUUCACGAACUUCCUUCAAAAAAUGGUUAUAUAUUUACGCACACGCUUUACUUAUACUUGAAAGCCAACGGAUAUGAAAGUCGCCCGAUAACUGGCUUUACAUUUUCAGAACAAUUUGGUAAGAUUGAAUCAUAUCAUCUUUGCCAGUAUUACUAUCCCUAUGAAUCAUUCAAUCAGAAAUUGAAAGAAAAUUGGAGUCAAGCAGAUGCUAAUGGAUUGGGUCAAAUUGAGAUUGGAUUUAAAACCGCUGGUCUAGGAUUAGAGGUUACAAAAUGCGGGGCCCGUUGGGUAUACGAGCAAGACAUUGAAGAUCUGAACCAAACCAUGCGUGGGUGCAGCAGCGGCAGCAGCUGUAGCAUCACUCCUUAUGAGGAUGAUUUGGAAGAUUCAGCAAAAGGUACCAAAACUGAGUGAAAGCCAUGAUGAGUAUGAUGGGGAUGAGAAUGGAACCAGUGGAGAAGGUACCUCUAAUCUAAUUGAAAGAUUCAUUCCACGUUGGGGAAAUUGGAUUGGGAAUUUAAGCACACAAGGACAAUAUAACUCUGAUUGAGAGGAAGAGAAAUCCCAGUGAAAGUGGUGGCUUUGAUGAAUUUGUACAGCUGAUAAUCUUUUUCCUCUAAUUUUUUGUGAAUGGAUGUGGGUGUCCUAUAUAUCAUAUAUAUGGUGUGCAUCGCUUUCAGAUUGGUUGAAUCAAUGCAGUUGCAUUGAAGCUUUUAGUUGCCAGCAUUUGCCCAAGCUUUGCAGGAAAGAAGUGUGGGCUUUGUCUCAUAAGUCAUAAAAACACGAUGAUAUGCAGAGUUCUAGCAAACAGAGGUAAUUCUAUUUGUGAUGAAGAGGAAUCCCAGUGAACCUGGUAGCUUUGAUGAAGUUAUUGGACUUUGUUGGGGAGGAAAAACUCUCAAACUACUAGCAGACAAGAAGAGUGGAACAAAUUGUGUGCUAAUCAUUUUUGUUCAAUUAUGUUGCUGAGACUUCCAGCCCUCCAAGCUCCUUCCAACUGCUUCCAUAUGAAUUGGCAAAGACUCAGACACUCAGUUAAUCUCCUUAAGUGAUCACCAACUGGCUGCUGCAAAUAACAAGUUUCAUUAGGCUAGGCUGCUGGCUGACUGAAUGUACUGCUGAACUAACCUUCCUGCUGGAUUAUUGUUGCUACUGCUGUAAUUGAAAUCAGACCUUUUGAUGCUCCUGCACCAAUGAAAAAGCCAAAGAAACUUUGUUGCAUAUAUAUAUAUAUUAUAACUACAAUUAAUUUCCCAAGCAUCUUUGUGUUUUCUGGUUUGGUGCUCCAUUUUACAGGACAUCAAUUAGUUCUGCUUGCUGUCAUUAUUGAUGUCCAUGUUGUAAAUUAGAAAAUAUUUACAAUGUUAUGCUAAUAUAUCGGCUCUUAAGCUGUCAACUGUUUUUGUUUUUUUUUUGGGGGGGGAGGUGUGCAGAUUGCUGUUGACACUGCCUCUCCUUCAGAUCAUGCUCAUGUCCAUACUGCAUAAGCAAGAGGAGUGAAAAACCAUACGUGAGGCAGGGAAUCCUCUACCUCUAGUCACUAGUAUUACUAACAUUGGAAAAAGGUGAACCAUGAAUCAUUUGUUCAUGGAUGCUAAUGGAUUCGGUCAAAUUGAGAUUGGAUUUGAAACCAAAGGUCCAGGAUUAGAGGUUACAAAAUGCGGGGCCCGUUGGGUAUACGAGCAAGACAUUGAAGAUCUGAACCAAACUAUGCAUGGGUGCAGCAGCAGCAGCUGUAGCAUCACUCCUUAUGAAAAUGAUUUGGAAGAUUCAGCAAAAGAUACCAAAACUGAGUGAAAGCCAUGAUGAGUAUGAUAGGGAUGAGAAUGGAACUAAUGGAGAAGGUACCUCUAAUCUAAUUGAAAGAUUCAUUCCAUGUUUGGGAAAUUGGAUUGGGAAUUUAAGCACACAAGGACAAUGUAACAUUGAUUGAGAGGAAGAGAAAUCCGAGUGAAAGUGGUGGCUUUGAUGAAUCUGUGCAGCUGAAUUUUUUUUUCCCCACACUGGAUACGAAGAAGUUGUUGGACUUUGUAGUUUAUUGGUGAGGAGAAACUGUGGCAUUGUCUGGAUCAAAGAAGAUAUGUGCAACAGAUAGCACACUCACGAUUAUUUUGUGGGGUAAAGACAGAUAGUGCACUCUUGUUGCUCUCUUGGUAUUCAAAAGGAAAGCAAAAAAUUAGGGCUGUUUUUCACCAGAGAGGUUGCCUUCCAUGUGUUUGUGUUAUUUUUUUCCUCACUUCAUCAAUCAUUUCAAAGGUGAAUGGAUGUGGCCGUUACAUUGAAGCUGAAAGGUGCAAGUUGUUGCCUAAGCUUGGCAGUGCAGAAGUGUGGGCUUCGUCUCAUAAUAGCAUGAUAAUAUUCAGAGUUCAAGCAAACGGGAGGACUGAAGUUGUAGUAGUUAUUGGUGUUGCUGGCAUGGACUGGACGCACAGAAAGCAUUGUCAUUGAUUAUGAACAAUAUACUUCUUCCCUUGUAAUCAAAUCUGUUGAGAUGGACCAUGAUAAAUUUAGUGUGAUGUAGUUUGUAUUUUUCUUCUGUUUGUUGUCAAAUGCAUGCUAAUUAUGUAAUCACUUGAAAGAGUUGUAUAAUACUAUAAUCUUUCUUGGGACAGAUAUUUCCUACCCUUUACCACAUUGAAGUUCUACAUGGCUGUAAUUAGAAGAAUAGAGUAUUUUAAUGUAAAAUUAAAUUGAAUUUUUCAAAA